ACCUAACAGUUUUGCUGGUGAUGAGAGUGUGACUGCGUGAGAGAUCAAAUUUGUUUAACCCAAAAUCUAAAAAAAGGGGCAAUCAGCAAACAAGAAAUACGUCGAGUGCAUAUUUGGCUGCAGGGGGAGCGCAGCCUCAGCAUGCUUCAGCAGUAGGCCAGUAGCAUCAUUAAAUCUGAGUGAGAGAGAGGGAGAGUGAGAGAGAGGGGUCUUGAGAGGAGGACGGAGAGGAAGGAUAAAAAUGUUUCUGGAGCUUGAGUGAUGCCAUCUGAUAACGAAAAUGCUUCAGCGAAAAAUGGAUGGUUACCCAGUUCAUUCCAUGCCGAACUAUGAUUUCCUGUCUGGGGGUGGUUAUUCAAUGAAGCAGUUUGUUCUUAGCAACUCUGAAGGAGAUUCCUCAUCAACAAAGUCCGAGCAGUCUCGCCAAGACUUAUCUGCAGUGAGUGACAGCAGCCUCAAUGGACAACACACACCAAAACAAUCUGCCGACAACGCCCCGGAUCAAUUUGAGGAACAUCAAGACCAGGAGCAAGAAUACACUGAGCAGCAGCAAGGAGAAGACAACAAUGAUAGUUACGUGAAGCGAGACCAGGGCAUGGUAAAGUCUGUUUUGCCCUUGGGAAACCCAGAAGCUGCUUUAUCCCCUCCAAAGUUUGAUUACAACCAGCCUUUCGCUUGUAUUACUUAUCCAUAUGCUGCUGAUCCAUAUUAUGGUGGAGUCUUAACAGGAUACGCAUCAAAUGCCAUUGUUCAUCCACAACUUAAUGGUACAGCAAACUCUAGGGUACCAUUGCCUGUUGAACCUGCGGCAGAAGAGCCCGUAUUUGUCAACGUAAAGCAGUACCAUGCAAUCCUCAGGAGAAGGCAAAUGCGUGCUAAAUUGGAGGCCCAAAAUAAAUUGGUAAAAGGUCGGAAGCCGUACCUUCACGAAUCUCGACAUUGUCAUGCAAUGAAGCGAGCCCGUGGAUCGGGAGGCCGGUUCCUCACCAAAAAGGAGCUCCAGGAGCAGCAGCAGAAGGCACUGCUUUCAGUUCAGACUCCAACAGGUGGAGUCAGCAAAAUGGCCCUCGGCAAGAAUGGAUGCCCUGAAAACAGCACAUCUCGCUCGCCUUCGACACCGACGAGCUCUGGGAUCUCAAGUGUUUCAAAUGGGGGUGGCAUGCUCACUCAUCAAGAGCACAUCAGCUUCUCAUCUACUGAUUUCCUCCCCAGCAUGAACUUCAGCACCCAGAAUGGAGGUGAAAAGAGGCUGCCAAUGGCGUGCGCCACCAAGCCCCCAUCGUGAGGUGAACAGCCUCGAUUGUGGGGCGCUGGUACCAUCACUGGCACGCUCCGGUGCGCCCACGGCAAUUCAUCCUUGGCUUAUGAAGUACCUGAUAAUAAUUUGCUUUCAGUUUCAUGUGGGGUAGAGCUUGUCUAAGAUCAACCCCAUUUAUAAUUGUUGAAACAAAAAUAACUAAGGAGCUACCUGUUGAUAUAUUGUGGACACAGAAAUAUCCUGAUGCUUCUUGAUGUACCAUGUACACUACUGAAGUAUGACUGGAGAAAACGUUUAAUAAUGUAAUCGUGGUUUGGAAGAA
This is a messenger RNA of Phragmites australis (common reed), 1580 nucleotides long. Its product is annotated as nuclear transcription factor Y subunit A-7-like. Gene Ontology annotation, biological process: regulation of transcription by RNA polymerase II. Gene Ontology annotation, molecular function: DNA-binding transcription factor activity, RNA polymerase II-specific; RNA polymerase II cis-regulatory region sequence-specific DNA binding. Bases 281 to 1285 code for a protein of 334 amino acids. The record is from RefSeq and is a predicted model, not a curated record. The transcript has 8 exons. Lineage: Eukaryota; Viridiplantae; Streptophyta; Magnoliopsida; Poales; Poaceae.